Messenger RNA from Esox lucius (northern pike), 6425 nucleotides. RefSeq names its product coagulation factor V (gene f5). The coding region runs from base 81 to 6218 and encodes 2045 amino acids. The record is from RefSeq and is a predicted model, not a curated record. The transcript is spliced from 24 exons. NCBI's taxonomy places the organism in Eukaryota, Metazoa, Chordata, Actinopteri, Esociformes, Esocidae. Gene Ontology annotation, molecular function: oxidoreductase activity; copper ion binding.
GUGGACUUUUAUUGCCAGGUCACAAUUUCCUCUCGUCCACAACAGACAGACGGUCAACCCUUGGAGAUCCAACCCCAGACAUGAGGAUUAAUUCCCGGGAAGGGGUUCACCAUCUCCUGCUUCUCCUGGCGCUCGUCUUGGUUCUCCCGUCCCACACUACAGCGCAGCAGCCCACAGACAGGAGGAGAUACUACUAUAUUGCAGCCAUAAACAUUGACUGGGACUACAUGUCUGACGGACCGCUAAGAUUCGGCUCCUAUAAGAAAGUGGUGUACAGGGAAUAUGAUGAGGGAUUCAAGCAGGCGAAGACCCAUCCUUCCUGGUUAGGACUCCUUGGUCCCACCAUCCGGGGUCAAGAGGGAGAAACUCUGGUGGUCAAGUUCAAAAACAUGGCCGAUAAACCCCAUAGUCUUCAUGCCCACGGCAUCACUUAUGGGAAACAGUCAGAGGGCUCCCUGUACUUCGACAACACGUCGCAGUUUGAGAAAGAGGAUGACGCAGUGCCGCCUGGAGGAGAACACACAUACUACUGGGAGGUGACUCCAGACGUGGUCCCCCAGGCCACGGACCCCACCUGUCUGACCCACACCUACUUCUCCCACCAUGACAUUGUCAAGGACUACAACUCGGGCCUGAUCGGAACCCUGCUGAUCUGUAAAGCAGGGAGCCUUGACGAGGAUGGAGAACAGGUGUUGGUCCACCAGGAGUAUGUCAUCCUCAUGGGGGUGUUCAAUGAGAAUUUGAGCUGGUACAAGCCAAAGACGGACUUUGCAACUGCCACUAGAAACCACGUCAAACACACUAUCAAUGGAUACGCCAACGGAUCACUUCCAGGUCUGAGUGUCUGUGCCCACACCUCUGUCAGCCUGCACCUGGUGGGCAUGAGCACGGAGCCGGAGCUGUUCUCCGUGCACAUCAACGGCCAGGUCCUGCAGCACGCCGGACACCGGGUCUCUUCCGUGGGCCUGAUCGCCGGCACCGGCACCAGCGCCAACAUGACGGCCGUCCACGCCGGCCGCUGGCUCCUCUCCUCACACAUCGACAAGCAUCUGGAGGCUGGUAUGCAUGGGUUUGUGGAGGUCCGGAGCUGUGAGGGUUUCAACCCCCCCCAGCGUAAGCUGACCAUCAAGGAGAAACAAGAAAGCCAGGUGUGGAUUUACUACAUCGCAGCUGAGGAGGUUGUGUGGGACUACGCACCAAAUAUGCCUGAAUUAAUUGACGGGGACUACAAGUUAAAGUACCUGAAGCAAAGCCCGGAUCGAAUAGGCAGGAAGUAUAAGAAGGCGGUGUACACACAGUACACAAAUGCCAUGUUCACCGAGCGGGCGGAAAACAAAAAGAGAAAGCAGGAGUUGGGCAUCAUCGGGCCUGUCAUCAGGGCGCAGAUCCGUGACGUCAUUAAGAUCGUCUUCAAGAACAUGGCCACCCGACCGUACAGCAUCUACCCCCACGGGCUGACCGUGGACAAGGCAGCGGAGGGGGUCAACUACCCUGCGGGGGGUAACCAGACGCACGGAGUCCAGCCCGGGGAGACGUACACCUACGUGUGGGAGAUCAUCGAGGAGGACCAGCCUUUGCCGGGCGACCCGCAGUGUGUGACCCGCAUGUACCACAGCGCGGUGAACACGCCCCGAGACGUAGCAUCGGGUCUAGUAGGGCCCCUGCUCAUCUGUAAAAGCCAGUCCCUUACCAAGAGGAACGUGCAGCUAAAAUCGGACAAAGAGCAGCAUGCCAUGUUUGCAGUUUUUGAUGAGAAUAAGAGCUGGUACCUGGACGAAAACAUUGCAUCGUACAGCGAACCAGGAAAGGCCAAGAAAGAUGACCCAGACUUUCAUAAAUCAAACAUUAUGCAUACAAUUAACGGGUAUGUGUAUGAGAGCGGCCAGCCCCUGGGCUUCUGCAAUGGGGAGAUUGUCACGUGGCACGUGUCCAGCAUUGGAGCGCACGACUACAUCCAGACUGCAACGUUCUACGGUCACACGUUUGACCUGAACGACCGCACAGAGGACUUCCUCAGCUUGUUCCCCAUGACCGGCGAAACCAUCACCAUGAACAUGGACAACGUUGGUAUUUGGCUGCUGGCAUCCCUGAACUCCCAUGAGACCACCAAAGGGCUGCGUGUGAAGUUCAAAGACGUUGAAUGCUUCAGAGACUACGUAUAUGAAUAUGAAGUUGAUGCAGAAACCGACACAGUUGCGAAUAAGGCGAAAGAUGACUUCUCCAUUUGGAAACCUGAGGAUGUUGUAACGGCCAAAGAGGCAGAAAAAGAGAAGGAGAUUGAGAAACCUGAAAAGCUGGUGUUUGAUGACGAGACAGAUGAGUGGGCAGCACAACUGAAUCUGAGGUCAUUCAAAAAUAUCACAAAGGAGACAGACAUGGAGAAAUUGGAUCUGUCUAUGUAUGACUAUAGAACCGCUGAUGAGCCUGAUUCUGCCCUGACUGACACGUCAUUGGCUGAGAUGGAGGCAACUAACACGUCAUUGGCUGAGAGGGAUGCAAUUAAAACGCCAUUGGCUGGGAGGGAGGCAACUAACACGUCACUUGCUGGGAGGGAGGCAACUAACACGUCAUUGGCUGGGAGGGAGGCAACUAACACGUCAUUGGCUGGGAGGGAGGCAACUAACACGUCACUGGCUGAGAGGGAGGCAACUAACACAUCAUUGGCUGAGAGGGAGGCAAGUAACACGUCAUUGGCUGAGAGGGAUGCAACUAAAACGCCAUUGGCUGGGAGGGAGGCAAUUAACACAUCUCUGGCUCGGAAGGAGACAACAAGCACGUCAUUGGCUGGGAGGGAGGCAACUAACACGUCAUUGACUGAGAUGGAGACACCUGGAGUGCGUACCUUUACAACAAAGUCUCCGUUCAUCGAAAGCUUUGCUGGGACUGCAACGGAAUCACUCAACUUAACAGUGGUCCAGUUAGACUCCAGCUUUAACCGCUCUUUAAUGUGGACGACAGAGACAGAAACAGAAACAGUUCUUGCCACAGCAGUCACAGCUACGGAAACAUCGCAGAGUCAGGUCAAAAUAAGGUCAGACGCGGCGGAAAAAAGGCUCAUACAAACCCGACGCCAGUGGACCACCGUGAACAGAACCUCAGUGGAUGACACAUUCAUGGGAGAGUCGGAGGAAACGAUUACUAGAGGCGAUGUCUUCUACUCUGAGACACUUCCCAACACUUCCAACAAUACAGAGGAGGGAAAGGGGGAUGAUGGCAGCAAUAUACUCCUGGGCAGGGAGUCUGUCACUGCCUCAGCCAGUGAAAACGGUACAGCUAUAAAUGCAUCUCUAAAUGUCGCAAACCAAGUGGAUAGGGCAUUGAUUGAUAUAGAUAGGAAGAUAAAUAUUAGCAAGUUUGAGGAACCUAACAUGACCGGUUUUGAUGUUAAGACAGAAAUCUGUGGUAACAUCACUGUUAAUGGUUCAUCGCAAAAUGGCACACUUCCAUCAGAUACCGGAACAUUCUCUGGCAAAGUGGAAACACAGAAUGACACAAAUACCACUGUUAUAAACCACCGGAAUUCAACAGUGACUAGACCUGAGAGUAAAGAAAACUGUACUGUGCCGGAUACCGUGCUAGAGUCCUCCUCAGAAAGCUUCUCCGACAAGACCCCCAGUGCUAAUCCAGGUGUGGACAACCAAUCACUGUCAACCAUUGAGGACCCAGACAACUCUGACCAGAUUCCCUCUGAGGAAGUGAUCAUCUACCUGAGAGACAACAAUAGCCAAGUCAUCCGUACUAACUCCUUGGAUCUGCAGGAGGAGCACUGGGGCUAUGAGGGGACACACGAGAUGGUCCCUGUGGAGAUGCCGGAUCACAUGGUCAAAUACAUUGGGAACGAACUCCCAGAACCCAGCACCACUCCAGAAAUAAAUAAACCCAUCAUCAAGUCCGUCCACCGUAGACAAAAGCCAGCUAAAGGCCAUGGCAUGAAAACUAAGAAAAAGAAGGAAUACAAGCCCCAACCACCGAGAAGGUUUGGUUUCUCCCCGCGGGGGUUCAAACCGGCUCCCGACAUUGGACUCACACCCAGAGGGGCCAGACCCAUCUCCAGCGAGGAGGACUUCUCAGACAAAGCCAUUGUGAUCGGCGUGCCACGACCUGACUUCAGCGACUAUGAGAUUUAUGUCCCCAAUGAUGGCCACGAGGAAAUCACUCUAAAACAUGCUGAGGACAUAGGGGACGAAUAUGAGGAGAUUGAAUAUAUCGACCCUUACAAAGAGAAGGGGGACAUGCAGGAUCUAACUCUGGACGAGAACGCUAAAUAUUUCCUCAAAACGGCGGGGGAUAACGUGAAGGUGUACUUCAUUACAGCGGAGGAGGUGCAGUGGGACUACGGGGGAUAUGGACAAAGGAGGCAUGAUAAGUCAGGGGACAAUGAAAGGCAAACUAAGUUCUCCAAAGUAGUUUUCCGAGGUUACCUGGACAGCUUGUUCAGCAUGCCACAAAUCCGAGGAGAAAUGGAUGAACACCUGGGCAUCCUGGGGCCGGUCAUUAAGGCCGAGGUUGGACAAAUGAUCAUGGUAUUUUUCAGGAACCUGGCCAGCCGUCCAUACUCGCUACACGCCAACGGAGUUUCCUACACCAAGCAGACGGAAGGGUUAUCCUAUGAGGAUGGGUCCAAGUACUGGUACAAAUAUGACAACGAGGUCAAGCCCAACACUACAUACACGUACCUCUGGAAGGUCAGCGCCAAUGUAGGGCCCACCAAGGACGAGUCUGACUGUCGCACCUGGGCCUACUACUCUGGUGUUAACCCUGAGAAGGAUAUCCACUCGGGUCUAAUUGGGCCGUUGCUGGUGUGUCGGAAGGGCACUCUGAGCAAGAAGGUGGUCGAUAUGAGAGAGUUCAUGCUUCUCUUCAUGACCUUUGACGAGUCUCAGAGCUGGUACUACCAGAAGAACCGUGAGGUUCUGGAAAUGAAGAACAGACGGGCCCGGCUAAAGGACCCUGAUUCCAAAGAUAACCUGAAGUUCCAUGCCAUCAAUGGAAUCAUCUUCAGUCUGAAGGGCCUGAGGAUGUAUUCCAACCAGGCGGUGCGCUGGCACCUAUUCAACAUGGGGCCUCCUUCCGACCUCCACAGUGUCCACUUCCACGGCCAGAUCUUCCUCCACAAACAGAUCCGGGACCACACCCAGGCAGUCUACCCACUCAUGCCUGGUGGCUUUGCGACACUGGAGAUGUUGCCGUCCAAACCUGGGCUUUGGCAGCUGGAGACAGAGGUCGGACAGUACCAACAGAAGGGGAUGCAGACCCUCUUCCUGGUUAUAGAUAAUAAUUGUGACCAUCCGCUGGGUCUCAUUUCUGGAAGUGUCAAAGACGACCAGAUCACAGCGAACGACAAACGAGGAUACUGGGAGCCUCAUCUGGCCAGACUGAACAACCAAGGCAAAUACAACGCAUGGAGCACCGACAAGAAGGGCAGCUGGAUACAGGUGGACUUCCAGAGGCCCGUGGUGAUCAGUCACAUAGAGACCCAGGGGGCCAAACAGUUGUUCUCGUCCCACUAUGUGGUCAAUUACACCAUCUCCUACAGCACGGACAAGAGGAUGUGGAUCUACUACAAAGGAAACAGCAAUGAGAUAAGAAUGACUUUCACAGGUAACCAGGAUGCUAACCAGGUGCAGCGCAACACUUUCUUCCCUCCUCUGAUUGGCCGAUUUAUCAGACUCCACCCCCUCCACUCCUACAACUCACAGAUGGUCCGUAUGGAGUACUACGGCUGUGAGCUGGAUGGUUGUUCUGUGCCCCUGGGCAUGGAGCGUGGGCAGAUAGAGGACUACCGUAUCACUGCCAGCUCCACAGCCUCUAGCUGGUACUUCGGCCCCUGGAAAGCCUCGCUGGCGCGACUCAACUUACCGGGCAUCGUCAACGCGUGGCAGGCCGAGAGUAACAACCUGGACCAGUGGCUGCAGGUGGAGCUGGCCCAGGUCAAGAAGAUCACUGGCAUCGUCACCCAGGGGGCCAAGUCCCGGGGCAAGGAGCAGUACGUCACCUCCUACCGCCUGGACUACAGCCACGACGGGACACACUGGGUCAAGUACACCGACGACGAUGACAACGUCUUCAAGAUAUUCCCUGGCAACACUGAUAGCAAUGGCCAUGUGAAGAACUACAUCUAUCCUCCAAUUUUCUCUCGCUUCAUCAGGGUCAUUCCUCAUGACUGGAAGAGCACCAUCACCCUGCGCGUAGAGCUGUUAGGCUGUGACUUUGAAUGAAGAAAACCCAAACACACUACAUCUGAGGUUGUGAUGAAUAAGACAUUUUAAUCUAAAGUGUGAGUUGUUCUGCAGUUCUCAGACUAGGAUGCAGCCCUUAAUUCAUAUGUCUCAAACAGGCAACAACAACACCACUUACAGUGAGGGAAACAAUUAUUUGAUCCCCUGCUGAUUUUGUACGUUUGCCCACUGAUGAAGAAAUGAUCA